AUGUCGCUUUGCCUAAAUCGUCUCCAAGAAGAGCGGAAACAAUGGCGUCGUGACCACCCCUUUGGCUUCGUCGCAAAGCCUUACAAGACGCCACAAGGAACCUUGGACCUGAAGCGCUGGGAAUGCGCCGUGCCCGGCAAAAAAGAUACCCUCUGGGAAGGUGGAGUAUACAAGCUGGACGUGCUCUUUCCAGAUGGUGAGUCAUAUUGCGCAUUUCAUGUUGACUCGUACGCUGAUCCUGACCUUCUUUCGUCGCGCCAGAAUACCCUACCAAGCCUCCCAAGUAACUCGACUAAUCAAGCUCAUAAAUCAGGCAAAUUUACUCCCCCGCUUUUUCACCCGAACGUCUACCCCUCCGGCACAGUCUGCCUGUCCAUCCUAAACGAGGAAGAAGCCUGGCGGCCAGCUAUUACAAUUCGCCAGAUCCUGAUCGGAAUUCAGGAUCUACUUAAUGAUCCCAACCCAGAGUCACCGGCUCAGGCUGAUGCCUAUAAUUUGUUUAAGAAGGAUCGCCCUGCAUAUGAGCGACGAGUCCGCCAGGUGGUGAAGGAGAACCCGCCCAUGUAG
Molecule: messenger RNA, 567 nt
Organism: Penicillium odoratum
Lineage: Eukaryota; Fungi; Ascomycota; Eurotiomycetes; Eurotiales; Aspergillaceae
Product: E2 SUMO-conjugating protein UBC9
Exons: 3
Coding region: 1-567 (188 amino acids)
Biological process (GO): protein sumoylation
Cellular component (GO): nucleus
Molecular function (GO): SUMO conjugating enzyme activity
Source: RefSeq, a predicted model, not a curated record